Dermacentor silvarum is the source of this 2226-nucleotide messenger RNA. RefSeq lists its product as uncharacterized. The transcript has 6 exons. The coding region runs from base 60 to 1577 and encodes 505 amino acids. Lineage: Eukaryota; Metazoa; Arthropoda; Arachnida; Ixodida; Ixodidae. The record is from RefSeq and is a predicted model, not a curated record.
GACGAACAAACAGUGAGCGAACAGGGAUAGUGGCCGAGAACGAGUCUGAGCAGGCUGAAAUGUCGAUAGGGACGCCGGCAAGCACAGACCGAGCAUGGCAAGGACCGGAAACAGUUGCCGAGGACGCCGCCGUUGUGAAAACGCUGAAGCAGCGUUCAGCCUUGGUCCGGUUCUUGUUCCCGGCGAGGCCUCGAAAUGCCCUCGUUCGAGCUGUCCAGCUGCUCAUCGUCAUGCAGGUGCUGUACCUGGUCAAAGAAGGCGCCAUCGCCAUCCAGGCGAGUCGAAGUUCCCCCUCUGUGUUGCUGGGCUACCGGCAGCAGGAAGAGAGGCAUCAACUGGCCCAACGUUCGGCGCUUUGGUACCCGAGACAAUGGAACCGGACCUCGGUGCAGACAGCUGCGCCUCCUGUCGGCACCGCGCCGCUGUUGUUCUGCACCGUCGGAUCGCGGUUACCGCGUGAUGCGUUGGUGUACCCUGCUGACGGCCUCUGCUCUUGGAUCGCCUACAUUCACGCACGGUACAAUCCCGGCUCGGAAACCCUCGAACCGACGCCUGAACCUGAAAGCAUACACGCCUGGUUUGAGUUCCGGUCCAAGGUGGGCGUGUACUACCGAACUCGCUUGCUGCCUUCCCUCGAGUGGGCGAACUUUAGCAAGACUCCCGGCGAGAGCUUUAACGCGUCCCAUGCGCGCUCGUUGAACCGGACGCUGGUCAACAUCGGCAUGGCCGGUCUGUCGAUGCUAAACGUGCGCGCCGGAGUCAGAGACCUGCGGCCGCUGAUCAGGUCGUUGUCCACCUUGGCGGGCGCGAACCCAGGCAUGUUCCUGGCCCUCGGCGUCCGCCUGCUGGGGCUCGUGGACAGCACGGCCACCAGACUCGUGCCCGCUGAAGUCUUGGACGCCCUGUUGACACCCCUGAGCCUCUUCGUGCUUGAGACCCACCUGCCCAUACCGGAAAAGAGGUGCGUCACCGCGCCACUGAUGCCGCUGUUUCCCUACGCCAGCCAGACUCGUCCCACGCUCACCUUCCGCGGAGUCAAGGCGUUCUUCUCUCAGCCAGUCAUGAGGCUCAUCCACCCCAACGCCACGACCCGCUGCGUGUCGCUGCUGGCCGGAGCCGUGCGGUUCCGUCUGGUUGCCGACGCGCACUCUGACGGCAACGCCUCGACUACCGCCGCGCCGACCAAGCCUCGGCGCUCCUCGUGGUCUCGUCACGUGCACCUGCCGGGUGAGCCGUGCUACUCGUGGUCCGUGGUUCCGGCGCAGCUCAUCUGCCGUCAAAGUCACGUGGCGCACAUUGCCGACGCGCCCGCCUGGUACGCCAGCUCGGAAAGCAGCUUCUUCGCCUUCGACACGUGGGACACCUUCGUUCGCAAGUCCCGACACGUUCUAACGGAGCACCUCGAAUCCGAAAUGUCGACGUGCCUGGCGUUGUAUUCGGUGGACCUGGAGGCACCGCGGGUAUCCUGCCCUCACAUCUUGGGCCGACAUCGAACGCUGACCUCUUACGCCAUGGAAGUGAUCCGAGAUCUCCGUGGUUCUCAGUUUGGAGGAGCCUCCCUUUUCUGGAACCUCUAAUCUUUACUUUUAUUUUUUUUAUUAUUAUUAUCCUUCUUCGUUUUUUUUUCUGUGCGCGCGGUGGCCUGGACAGUUUGACUCCACCGAUCACUCUCCCGGGACGGCGUGAUGUCCAUUGAUUGAUUUAUUUGCGUCACCCUCAAUGUCAGAGAGGCAUUAUGGAGGUGGAGUGGUAAAUAGGUUGUUGAGGUACUUACAUUGUAUAUAGAGGAGAAUGUACAUGCUGUCUUCUCAGUCGAUCAUACGAUAAAGUGAUUUAGGUUUCUUUUAUAACAUUCGUGUGUCCUGUUAUAGUGUUCAUAAUUUAGAAGUGCCCCUGUCAAUGCGUCGAGAAGAUGGAUCUUGUAACUUCAGUGUUUACUUGUUAGCGAUGAGCUCGAAACUGCUAACGGAUUGUAAAAGUGUGCAAUGUGUCAGUGAAAAAAAAAUGUGUCAGUAUCGAGCGAAACGCGGCUCCUGGAUACUUGUCAAGGCGCUGCAUAGCGUUUUGCCCUAAGGAUAGUUACUCUCGUGGAAGAAAGAAAAUCGAUUCAAUACGUAGAAACACGUGAUCACAAGCUUCGUUAGACUACAGUUCAUAUAAUAUUUGGUAACUUGGCAAUACAAAGGCUGGAAUAACUAACAACAUGGGGCAACAUAAUAUUUCACA